UAAUUCACGAGUGGACGUUAAACGAGUCAGUCACGUGACACAUCACGUGAUUCCAGUCAUGGGACGAGGAAACAACUCUCCAACACCAGCAGGCGCACCUGGUCAAACCCUUGCGCAGGGCAUGAGAUGAGUUUCAGGUAGGCCGCCUUGUUACAAUCAUGGCGGCUGUUUUCCUCCUUCUCCUCGCCUUCGUGCCUCCCACCGCGGCUCGUUACACGCCUGACUGGACGAGCCUGGACGGUAGACCGCUGCCCUCUUGGUACGACGAAGCUAAGUUGGGCAUUUUUGUCCACUGGGGUGUGUUUUCAGUGCCCGGCUUCGACAGCGAGUGGUUCUGGUGGCACUGGCAAGGUCAGCAGCCGCCCGACCCGAAGUGUGUGAGCUACAUGUCCAGGAAUUACCCACCCGGCUUCAGCUACCCGGAGUUCGCCCCUCACUUCCACGCUCAGUUCUUCAACCCGGAAGAGUGGGCGGACAUCUUCAAAGCCUCUGGUGCAAAAUAUGUUGUCCUGACUGCCAAACACCAUGAAGGAUUUACUAACUGGGCGUCUCCAUAUUCCUGGAACUGGAAUUCUGUUGAUACUGGUCCUAACAGGGACUUAGUGGGAGACCUGGGAGAUGCAGUACGCAACAGAUCGCUGCACUACGGGCUCUACAACUCCUUGUAUGAAUGGUUCAACCCGCUCUACUUAGAUGACAAGAAGAAUGGAUUCAAAACACAGCGGUUUGUGAUGAAGAAACUGCUUCCUGAGCUCUAUAACAUGGUCGUAAGGUACAGACCUGAGGUGAUCUGGUCUGAUGGCGACUGGGAAGCACCUGACACCUACUGGAACUCCACCCAGUUCCUGACGUGGCUUUACAACGACAGCCCUGUCAAAGAUACUGUCGUGACCAACGACCGAUGGGGAGCUGGCUGUGCCUGCAAGCACGGUGGCUUUUAUAACUGCGAGGACAAAUAUACUCCAGGUCAGCUGCCCAAACACAAGUGGGAGAAAUGCACAUCUGUGGACACUUUAUCCUGGGGUUACCGUCGAAACAUGAAGCUCAAAGAACUGAUGGAGUUGCCUGUUAUUAUUGACGAUCUGGUCAGCACGGUGGCUCUUGGAGGUAACUAUCUUCUGAAUGUAGGCCCCACAGCCGAUGGGACUAUCCCCACUGUGUUUGAGGAGAGGCUGAGGGGUGUUGGCGCCUGGCUUGAAACCAACGGAGAGGCCAUAUUUGCUACCAAACCCUGGAGGGUCCAAAUGGAAAACACCACCAUACCAGUGUGGUAUACCUCAAAAGGGGCCACAGUCUACGCCAUCAUAACAGCCAGACCCCCAACAACUACACUGAAGCUGUUGAUCCCCAAAACAUCACUAACAACUAAGGUGACCCUCUUGGGAAUUCCUUCCCCUUUACCCUGGGCCCCGGUCUACCCUAAUGGAGGUCUCAUCGUUCUUUUACCUGAUCUACCUUCCACUCCUGGUCAAGCAUGGACACUCAAACUGGACGCUGUCCAGUAAAAUUUGAAACCAUAAAGCGUUUACACUAUAAGGCCUUAUAUAUAUUUAAUACAAUUCAUGUUUUAUUUCAGGAAAAUUCAGGUUUUGAUUUUCCACUUUUCACCAAUAAUUAGGGAAUGUAUCGACUAUGCUUAAGGGAAAAAAAUUUUUCUUGUUCAAAUGAAAAAUAACACUCACCUUUGACCAUUCUUUUGCUGCUUUGAGGACUUGGUGUUUAAUGUUAAUGUGUGACAGCAUCUUAUUUUGGCUCUUGUUAUUCAUCAUUUAUGACCAUGAAUUAAUAGUGGAAUUCCUGUUCAAACUGUGCAGCUUUCUUGGGAAUUUCUCAGCUGAUUGCCUCAAAUUUACUGGAAAACGAAAAGCGCCUUUCUCAUUCAUUCUUUACUCUUACUUUGAUGUUUCUCAAAUUUUGGAAUAAAACAUUCUGUCAAUUUUG
Messenger RNA from Girardinichthys multiradiatus, 1941 nucleotides. Its product is annotated as tissue alpha-L-fucosidase-like. The record is from RefSeq and is a predicted model, not a curated record. NCBI's taxonomy places the organism in Eukaryota, Metazoa, Chordata, Actinopteri, Cyprinodontiformes, Goodeidae. Gene Ontology annotation, cellular component: lysosome. The coding region runs from base 159 to 1505 and encodes 448 amino acids. The transcript has 8 exons. Gene Ontology annotation, biological process: glycoside catabolic process; fucose metabolic process. Gene Ontology annotation, molecular function: alpha-L-fucosidase activity.